Messenger RNA from Brassica rapa (field mustard), 1464 nucleotides. Its product is annotated as E3 ubiquitin ligase BIG BROTHER-related. Gene Ontology annotation, molecular function: zinc ion binding. The record is from RefSeq and is a predicted model, not a curated record. NCBI's taxonomy places the organism in Eukaryota, Viridiplantae, Streptophyta, Magnoliopsida, Brassicales, Brassicaceae.
AUUAUGAUAUUGGAUUAACACAUACCACCUACAAUGUCAAUGUGUGAGGAGGUGCAAAUGAAAAAAAGAACAUAGUGGGUGAGAUUAGAAAGAAACAAUUAAUAUAGAGGGUCCUUGAAAUAAAAUCCAGAUUUUCAAAAUUUGAAAUCAAAAGCAUACGGAGAAACAAACACUAUUUGUAUUUCCCUUUCUGGUCUCUGCGUCGGCGUCGCGUCAUCGUUUUCUCAGAUUCCUGGAAUCAUUCUCUUUCGAUACCAAUCCCCUUCCUUCCUUCCUUCAUCUCCGAUUCGAACACCCUAGCUUCCAAUCAUGCCUAUGGAGAACGACAAUGACCACGCUGCCAAGGUCGUCCUCACCGUCGAGCAAGCGAGCAAGGUUAGCGACACUGCCGUACGGUUGCCGGAGAAUCUUCCGACCGGCGUCGUCUCAGAAUCCGGAGGUGGAAGCGAGAAAGGAGAGGAAGCGGUGGAGACGGCGGUGGCGGAGGAUGUGGAUGAGAGCGGAUCGAAUACGGAGGGAGAGCUACCUCCCCGAUCUUCCUCAGCGAGAGUUCCGUUCACUAAUCUGAGCCAGAUUGAUGCGGAUCUUGCUCUCGCUCGCACUCUCCAAGAACAGGAGCGGGCGUAUAUGAUGCUGACGAUGAACAGUGAGGUCAGUGACUAUGGGAGCUGGGAAACUGGAAGCUAUGUAUACGAAGAGGAUGAGGAUGACGACGAGGACGAGUAUGAAACAGAUGAUGAUCCUCAGGGAGAUGCGCCAAAUGUUAAUGCUCAUGAGGAUGAUCAAGAAGAUGAAGGCAGGAAUGCUGACGAAGAAGAAGUUGGGUAUUCAGAUGAUGAAGCCUUUGCUAGAGCUAUUCAGGAAGCUGAGGAAAGGGAAAUGGCAGAUAGGUUGUCUGCCUUAACUGGGUUGGCAAAUCGGGUUGAAGAUCUGGAAGAGGAUGAUCAUACUUCUCAGGAUGCCUGGGAUGAGAUGGAUCCUGAUGAACUUUCAUAUGAGGAGUUGCUUGCGCUUGGCGAUAUUGUGGGAACCGAGAGUAGAGGGCUGUCUGCUGAUACAAUUGCAUCUUUGCCUUCAAAAAGAUAUAAAGAUGGAGACAAUCAGAACGGAACCAAUGAAUCCUGUGUUAUAUGUCGUCUGGACUAUGAGGAUGAUGAUGACUUGAUACUUCUUCCAUGCAAACAUUCUUACCACUCGGAGUGCAUAAAUAACUGGUUGAAGAUAAACAAGAGUUGCCCGGUAUGCAGCGCAGAAGUUUCAACUUCCACAGCUGGACAAAGCUAAUGAGAGCAAAGGAAGAGGUUUCCAGGAAAAAAAAAAAUUGUAAGCUAAAAAAACUUUGUCACCUUAGCUGUCUGUUUGUACACUAUAUUAAACAAAAGCAUCAUCAGAUUUGCUUUGAUCCUUUAAACAAUCUCAUAAAUUGGAACUUUCGAAAAAGUUUUUGAUUCUAGGUUCUGCUUU